Messenger RNA from Pseudogymnoascus verrucosus, 2004 nucleotides. RefSeq lists its product as uncharacterized. Lineage: Eukaryota; Fungi; Ascomycota; Leotiomycetes; Thelebolales; Thelebolaceae. The transcript has 3 exons. Gene Ontology annotation, biological process: regulation of DNA-templated transcription. Bases 1 to 1416 code for a protein of 471 amino acids. Gene Ontology annotation, molecular function: DNA-binding transcription factor activity. The record is from RefSeq and is a predicted model, not a curated record.
AUGGCGUGGGGAGGUAUCGACAAGGCGGAUUGGUGGUGCGGGGGUACUUGUCUUCCAGACGCUUUCAAGAUUCAUUUCGAAACUUUAAACAACUUACCCAACCCCACUCCACAAUACCCAGUUCUUUUCGAAGACCUGAACAACAGCAUUCCUCGGAACAGCUCAAGCUCUCAACAACUACCCACCACCAUUCUACCUAACGUCUUUACGACGGCUUCCCAAACCCUUCAGUCACCAUGGCCUACCCAACCCCAAUCAACGAGCCCUUUGGCACCACAGCAAUCGCAGCAACCCUCCCCACAGACGGAUUAUCAAACUCCUCCGGACUUCGUGCUCUUCCCGCGUCGUUCUCUCGAGGCGUCUCCCAACGCUCAGAAUAUCCCUAAUCUGCCCCGCAACCACGCCCCCAGUGGUAGCAAUCGUCGUCACUCCGCAAACCCCCUGUCUGCCCCGUCCCUGCAGAACCAGAGAGUAGCCGCGAUCAUCCAAGGCACAGGCCAUCAGAUUUCUUCUCCAGCGUUUACAAACCGGUAUAAUCCAUUCCCGCAGCAACAGCAGUUCUACGCGCUGUCUGCCCCGUCGUCGUCCGCCGCUCUACAGUCCCAGAUCAGGACCCGUCCCCAGGUCCCACUGUUCUCGCAGAGCACCGGCAACAUCCAUUCCAACAACAAGCAAUCGUUCCCCCCCAACAACAUGGCGCAAGACAUGAACUUAUUCGACGACUUCGACUCGUUCGACCUCAAGUCCUCGGACAACAUGAACUUCCCGGAUCUCGACUACAAGUACUCUCCCGCAGUGCCCACCAUGUACUCGCCCGCGCCAGCCAUGAACCGAACCGAUUCCGCGUCCACGAGCAUGGGCACGGUGUCGCCGCAGGACCUCAUGGUCCGCGACGCCACCUUCUCCGCGCCCAACUCCACCGUCUUCACGAACCUGACGUCGCCCUCCCAAUACAACGAGUCGCCCGACUACCUCCACGACCUCGACGUCUCCCCGAUGUACAACUCGGACGACCUCACCAACGGCGACCCGUGGUUCCCCCUCUUCCCCGAAGGCGACGCUUCCUUCCCCGCCCCCGUCGCGGUUGACACUUCUCCUCUCGCCGUUGACGAGGAGCUCGAGGUUGGUGACGCUCUCCGCGAGCGCCGCCGUCGCUCCGACAGCUCUCCUCACUCCAAGGCCGCUUCGGCAGCCGCGGGAGUCAGCGCCCGCAAGCGCAACCAGCCCCUCCCACCCAUCGUGGUCGAGGAUCCCAACGACACUGUCGCCAUCAAGCGCGCGCGCAACACUCUUGCAGCGCGUAAGUCGAGGCAGAAGAAGAUGGAGCGCUUUGACGAGCUUGAGGCGGAGAUUGCAAAGAUCGCUGCCGAGAGGGAUAUGUGGAAGGCGAAAGCGCUCGCGAGGGGCGCAAACUGAUGUUUCGCUUGACAUCAUCACACUUUUCUUCACAUUGAUUGGGGUUGGGAGGCUUGCUGCGCUCUCGGCCCUGGGUAGUUUCGGAGGCAGUCUUUGGCUUUGUCCAAACUCUGCCGUGGGUUUCAACAAAAGUUCUCUAUUUCUUUUUACUGGACAUUGUACGUUUCUUUGUGCGGAGUGUAUUACGGAUUUUCACGACCUUUUUUGUUUUCUCGAAGACUUUAACUUCUCACUGUUUAUUACGAAUUGCGUUUGGGACUCCUGAGAGUGAAAAAGUUUACAUCGGGGAAUGGAAAGAAAGGAAGGAUAUGAAGAGAUCCGGCCCGCGUUGCUUUUUAUAUUUGGUGUCCUCCCCCUUCAAUGGGGUUGAAGGGCUUUUGCUUAUACAUGUUGUUCGAUUGUGUUCCGACUCUCUUGCCUUCUCUCCCAUCGUGGAAGACUUUGCGGCGGGGAAGGGGGAGAGGAACGGUGACCAGCUUUUUCUUGCUUUUUGUGUUAGAACAGACACCUUAAUAGUUUUUAUGUUCGGUGUUGGGCCUCGUAGAGGUUUAGCGUUGGGCUUAGAAUUGAAGAUGCGUUGGUUUUGAU